Molecule: messenger RNA, 624 nt
Organism: Blumeria graminis f. sp. triticale
Lineage: Eukaryota; Fungi; Ascomycota; Leotiomycetes; Helotiales; Erysiphaceae
Source: the annotation of a GenBank genome assembly
AUGCAGCCUGCCCAAUGUUGCAGCCAUAAACGGAUAACCGCGGACUGUUUAAUAGAUUAUACCCGAACUCGACAACUCACCAUGGCUCGACGGCCGCACACAACACUGUUGAUGAUAACAGGUCUGCUAAUAUUUUUUACACUGCUCUUGAUUUCGAACUAUCGGAAAGUGCGACCUGAAAGUUCGCCUUUAGACCAAGUGUCUACGGCUCAUGUUGAUGACCACGUCCUUCACGGAGAGGCAACUGCAGCGAAGCUUGAAAAUUCGACAUUAAAGGCAGAGCUAGGUCGCUCAGCAUGGAUGCUAUUGCACACUAUGAUGGCAAAGUUUCCUGACAAGCCGACUCCAGAGGAUAGCGAAGCUUUAACCUCCUACAUUCACCUCUUUGCACGCCUCUAUCCCUGUGGUGAUUGUGCGCGUCAUUUCCAGCAAAUACUCAAGCAGUAUCCGCCACAGGUUGCAUCUAGGUCUACAGCGGCCGUCUGGGCAUGCCAUGUUCACAAUCAGGUCAAUAAAAGAUUAAAAAAAGAAUUAUUUGAAUGCUCAAAGAUUGGAGACUUUUACGAUUGUGGCUGCGCAGAUGCUAGCCCAUCGGCAAAGAACCAGAGUCAGGUAGGACAUUAA